CAGUUUCUAUCCGUCACCCAAACUUAAAAGAAACAUGUUUCUCUUGAAUAUCUGCAUCUAUGCCAGCCUCAUGCUGUCCCUCCCUCAGUGUACACAUCAGUCAUGCACAGAGGGGACACCCAGGCAGUGUGUAGAUGCAGAAUUUGCUCCAGGUACCAAUUUGGCCGGGGAAGGCUUUGAUAUCACCAAAAUGGAACGUAAGGGGGCCUUUGUGCUUGACAUGAAUAGGUGGAAACGCAAGGACAAAACAUGCACCCUGUGCAGCAACCCCUAUCUGGAGAACAAAAAGCAAAAGCUCCCCUUGUCAGUGGUGGACUGGAGACCAAAGCAGUCCUGCAACAUGAAAGUAGCCAGUGCGCUCCACCGGUCCAGUGAGUCCCUGGUCAGUUCCAGCACCUCUUCUGUGGAUAACAACUGGCAGGCCAAUCUAGACGUUAAUGUGGGUAAAAAGGGUGCCUCGUUGAUGCUAGCUGGUACCCAUUCUAAAUUGGCUGAAUACUCCAUGGAAAAAACAAAUAAUGACAAGUUCAGCUUCACAAGCCUCAGCAUGUCCUGUGAGUACUACAGCUACAGAGUGUCCAGCACUCACAAGUUGCACAGGGAAUUUUAUAAAGCAGUCAAACAGCUCCCCAAAAUCUACAGCCCUGAAUCCAAGCAACAGUUUUACAAACUGAUAGACAACUUUGGCACCCAUUACAUCACCAAGGUGAAGUUGGGAGGAAGAGUUCAAUCUGUGACCAGCAUCAGGCAGUGCCAGGCCAGCCUGCAGGGCCUCAGUGUGGAGGAGGUGCAGAUGUGCCUGGAAGUUGAGGCGUCAGCCAGCAUCAAAGCUGAAGCAAAAGCAGAAGUAAAACACUGCCAGAAGGACAUGGACAAGAUGGAAAUGAAGACAUCCUUCUCCGGCCUCUUCAACGACAGGUUCACAGAAAUAAAGGGGGGCCAUACCAUGGAGCCGGACCUUCUAUUCUCUGCUGACAAGGAUCCAUCAGCCUACAAAGAAUGGCUGAACACACUACCACAGAAUCCAGACAUAGUCUCAUACUCCCUGGACUCACUGCAUGAGUUACUGCCUACUAACAUCCCUGUCCUCAAGAACUUGCGCUCAGCCAUUAGCCAUUACAUCCUGGAAAGGGGUCUGUGGAAGAACUGCAGUGACCACUGUCAGGCCGGCAUCAAGAGUGACCCACGAGAUACCUGUGUCUGCCAAUGCCACAAUGAUCCUGCUGUAAACCAAGACUGCUGCCCAACCCGUAAGGGUAUGGCGCGGGUCAUCAUAACUGUACAACGGGCCUCUGGUCUGUGGGGAGACCACACCACAGAAACGGACGGCUAUGUGAAGGUGUCCUUCAAUGGGAUAAUGGUCCGGCGUACUCCUGUCAUUUACAACAACAAUAAUCCACAUUGGGCCACGAUUGUCGACCUGGGCACCCAGGAUUUGUCUUCAGGAAAUAUAGUGAAAUUUGAAGUGUGGGAUGAGGACAACAAGUGGGACGACGACCUGCUGGGACAAUGUGAGCAAUCUCUGUCUGCUGGAGUCAAAGAGGAUCUCUGCAACCUGCAUCAUGGCCAGCUGUUCUACAAAUUGGCGGUGAAAUGUGCUCCGAGUCUGAGUGGAGCUACAUGCAAAGAUUAUAAACCUUCACCUAUGAGUCAAAGUCUGAAGAGGCUGUAUGUGUCCCGUCAUGCACAUCCUGUUCCAAAGGCCAUCCUCUUAGAGAUGGGUGUGUUUGUGAAUGACACAAGUUCACAGAGAAACCAGAGUCUUACUGCGGAGACUCAAAAGUUUGAUUCCAUAUAAUUGGCUUUACUGAUGCAAAA
Epinephelus lanceolatus (giant grouper) is the source of this 1818-nucleotide messenger RNA. RefSeq names its product perforin-1-like. Gene Ontology annotation, biological process: T cell mediated cytotoxicity; immunological synapse formation; defense response to virus. Lineage: Eukaryota; Metazoa; Chordata; Actinopteri; Perciformes; Serranidae. Gene Ontology annotation, cellular component: membrane. The record is from RefSeq and is a predicted model, not a curated record. Gene Ontology annotation, molecular function: wide pore channel activity; pore-forming activity; calcium ion binding.